GAUGGGUGCAUAAUCCAAUUCUUAGGGUUCUUGGACCAAUUUAUGUGAGAAUAGAUCCUAUUUAUCAACCAUGGCGCAACGGAAACUAUUACAUGGGACAUCAGGGUAUUUAGAGUAUUCGAGGUUGUACAAUGACCUCGUUUAUGUUUAACUCGGCGACUGGGCUUUUCUCACUUGAAAGACAGGUCACUAUGAUGCCUGAGACGCCUUCACUCCUCUUUGUGCCACCCACCUUGGAAGGAGCGAUUUAUGCAUUAGUUAGCCACCAAAUUACUAUUUGCUCUGUGCCUCCUCUUCGGAGUCUGGUCACUAAGAUCAACCAACUUGCACCAACCUGCACACCGCACCUAAAUCAAAUGUGAAGCCCCUGGUGUACUUUAAGUGGACAGGUCCUCCGCAGCGUUUGACAGCUCGACCAAAUCCAUGAUCUGUGACCUUGUCCACGAUGCUGCAUCUCGCUGGUUGUGUAGGAGCCCGCCGGGCUGGAUCAUCAUCGCACUACCUCGUUCGUGCUGCCGGUGUCACCACAACCAAUGCUCGGGGCACGCCUACAGCUGGCUCCUAUCGUCUCAUUUCGAGCUCGCCCAGGCACGUACAGCAAGCCGCCGCCGCCAGCGUCAGAGUUGAGGAGCAUCACGAAAGCAAUUUCCAGCUGCCUCAGAAAGUAGCUGUCCCUGGUGGAGUCCCUUACUGGCAGAAAGUCAGUAUUUGGAAGGAUGUACCAGAGGAUAAAUUUCUCAACUAUCAGUGGCAGAUCAAGAAUACGGUCCAAGGAGAGAGCAAGCUGCUUCAGUUCCUGGAGGGCGUUCUCCCAGAGAAACUGCCAGCUCCUCGCGAUACUAACUCACCACUUUCUCAAAUCAAGACCAGAGAUGAUUUCCUCAAUGAGGUCAAGGAGGCUAUUCGUAUUGCCCCAAUGGCCAUUCGCAUCACACCUCACACCCUCAGUGUGGCUGAUUGGAGCAAUCCUUUUGAGGAUCCCAUUCGCCGGCAGUUCGUCCCGUUGAGGGCCUCCUUACUACCAGACCACCCAAAAUUGACUCUCGAUUCUCUCGGUGAAGCGCACGACUCCCCCGUUAAAGGCUUAGUUCACCGUUAUCCUGAUAAGGCUCUGUUUCUUGCUACUUCAGUGUGCAAUGUCUAUUGCCGUUUCUGCACUCGGUCUUACGCCAUCGGCGCCGACACGGAAACAGUAACCAAGUACUCUCUAAAGCCUACUCGCAGGCGCUGGGACGAGAUGUUCGAUUACAUCGCCUCCACCCCUGCCCUCUCCGAUAUUGUCAUCUCUGGCGGCGACGCCUACUACCUAACCCCCGACCAGCUGUAUGAUAUUGGCACACGUCUCCUCGACAUCCCUCACAUCCGCCGCUUCCGCUUCGCAACCAAAGGCCUUGCCGUCUGCCCCUCGCGCAUCUUGGACCCAACAGAUUCCUGGACAUCUGCUCUCAUCGCCGUGUCCAACGUCGGCCGCAAGAUGGGCAAAAUGGUUGCCGUGCACACACACUUCAACCACCCAUCGGAGAUCACAUGGGUGAGCCGGGCCGCAUCUAAGAAGCUCUUCGCUGCCGGCGUUGUGGUGCGCAACCAAAGCGUGCUUUUGCGUGGAGUGAACGACGAUCUGGGGACAAUGAAAGCGUUGAUUCGCAGCCUGGCGGAUAUGGCUAUUACGCCGUACUAUGUGUACCAGGGCGAUAUGGUGGCUGGAGUGGAAGACCUACGCACCCCGCUCCGCACCAUUCUCGAGCUCGAGAGUCAGAUUCGUGGCUCCAUUGCCGGCUUCAUGACACCGCAGUUUGUUGUCGAUCUUCCCGGCGGCGGGGGAAAAAGACUCGCAGCGUCAUAUCAGAGUUAUGAUUCGAAGACGGGUGUCUCACGGUUUGUUGCACCAGCGGUUAAGGGCGGAGAGACAGUAUAUGCAUAUUAUGAUCCAGAGUGGAGCCUACCAAAGGCCGAAGGGCCUGACAAAGGAUAGCGUUCUUAUUCCCGGGCAGGUGUUUUUUUAGAUAAAGCAGGUGAUACCCAGGGAUUGGUUUGGGGUGCAUGAUUUGUCGACUGCCAACUGGAGCAUGCAAUGGCUGGACCAUGCAUGCUAGGAACUAGUUAAUGUGGCGUUAAACUUUUUGUUUGUAUUAAUCAUGGAUGCAUGGGCUUCUGCAUUUUUGCGGGGUACACAUUGCUACGAAGGUAACAACAGUCUGCGGAUCGGAGGGCCCUGUCAUCAGGGCCUCUGGUCGAUAUCAUUAUUAUUGUUUAUUGUAAUAUCAUCCUAGCUGAAGGGACCGUGUUUGAGGCAUUUUUUGUAUGUCAUCCUUGAAGUGCCUAAUAAUGGCCUUGUCCAUCUCGCGCUUAGACUCCAGGGUCGCAACCUGCUGCUGCAGAUCUUCGAUUUUAGCGUCCCUAGCCUUCAGCGCCAGCCGAGUGAUAUCUCGGCCCUUCUCGAUGCCUGAAUUCUUCAGGGCAUAACGAUUAAGUAGAUGCCGUAAAUUAGCGAUCGCCUCGUCUUCGAUUGGCUGUCCUUCGAGAAGCCGCAGGACCUCUGCUGUAAUGUCAUAACCUGCCGAUCCGCUGCCGCCAGUCUCAACCACAGAACUGAAAUCAAGGCGCCGAUUGGGGGUUGGUGAUGCAGAAGGGCUUAUGAGGCCGCGUCUGGAGGCGCUGUCUAGCCUCAAGGGUUCUAAACGAGCGGCGGAUAUGGGGGUUUUGAAUACAUCCUCAUCCCGUGUUGUGGCAUUAGUGGCUGGUGUGGGCCAUGGACCUUCUCUACUUCGUAUCCUCUUGCUCCCUGGAGUUGAAAAAUCGCUCGUCUUCAGUGCUUUCCGAGGUGUCUCAGAUGGCCUCAUGGAUGACGCCCUCUCUGCCGCCUCCACAGCCUCAAUCUCGUCUUCAGCGCCCAAUGGCCACUCCCCAUAUUCAUCUUCGUCAUCUUUGUCCCGAUCAAUAAUUUUGCUAUCUUUUCCCGUAUCUUGCGGUCGACUAGUGGGUUUCUUCGGAGUUGUGGGCGGUCCCCCUUCUGACCUCGAAUUAUGAAGCACAGUCCUCAUUUCCCUACUUUUCGCAUCAUCGUCCCAAAGAAAGAACCCGCAAGACUGCUCCUUCGACUCUUGACAUGUAUAGAACCAUCGGCCCUUGUUCAGUGAUUCCUUCUUGACUUGAAAAUGGGAAGCUGGUAGUCGUGGAGAGCAAUUGCCUGCGAACCUGUUAGCCUCGGUGCGUACUCUGUAGGUUGGUGGAGCGCCAUACAGCGCCAUCCACCAUCCACGAAGAGGCCCUUUUUGGAUUGCAUCUUGAUCGGACUACCGCUAAGCUGUCUCCCUCCGCCAGGUUUGGUGGGAGUAACCUGCUCCGUGCUAGGGGAAUCCAUUAUUCUUUCAGUCGCAUAAUGGAAUGCGCUACCCGUCGUUGUUUACGUCGUCAUCAGUAUCGUAUAAGAGAUUGGCCCUUCAAGUUUCCCGCUUUUCGCCAGCUAUAAAUGCUGCAUCUGACAAGAAACAAAGCAAUAAGUCAGAGUCUAUUCCGCGCCGUAACUAAUAAUUCCCAUCCACAAUGUCGAUGCAGAACGAAGGCGUGGGGCUGGUGGUGAAAGCGUCAUAACUUUUGAGAUGACGGGGCCAGCCGGGCGUCGGGGAAACCCUAUAUUUCGCCUUACCGCUGUAAGCGCUCAGUGUUCACCUUCGGAACUCAAACUCCGCUUCAAUUGCCAUAAUAUUUUCCCAUUGUCUAAAUGUUAUAUAGAGCCCUCUUCUUCUUAUAGCUGCUAUAAAUGGAGCCAUUAUACAG
Molecule: messenger RNA, 3777 nt
Organism: Pseudogymnoascus destructans
Lineage: Eukaryota; Fungi; Ascomycota; Leotiomycetes; Thelebolales; Thelebolaceae
Exons: 4
Coding region: 446-1972 (508 amino acids)
Molecular function (GO): catalytic activity; iron-sulfur cluster binding
Source: RefSeq, a predicted model, not a curated record